AUGUUGGCCGCCGGGCCGCCGCUCCGAGGUCGGCGUAGGCGCGCUCCCUCCCGGGGUCCAGAUUCAAAUCCCUGGGCGCCGGCUGCGGCUAAUCCGGGCGCGCUGAGGCGGGGGCAAGCCGGCGAUCCGCUUAUGCCCGGCGGCCCGGCCCCGCAGGGGCAUGGUGAGCCCGAGCCCCGCGCCCAGGGCACCGGCGCCCACCAGCAACAGCGGCGCUGCCCCACAGCAGCUCCGCGCGCUCGCUCAGCCCCGGGGCGAACGGCUUGCUCCGCGGAGACGGCGGCCUGCUUCUGCCGCCCGGAGCACUUUGCCGGCGGUUUUGAGGGGGGACACUGCCCCACAGCCGGCGGGCCGCGUGGCCCCCUCCUCUCCUCCCCCUCGGGCCGCCGCCGCCGCGGUUGCUGCAAAAGGGCGCUCGCACGCACCGCCGAGCUCCCGGGAAAGCGCCCGGCACGCGUUUGCAGGACCGAGCGAUCCGCGGAGCGGGGCGCCUCCCUUCCUCCCCACCGGGCAGCAGCGCUCAGCCGCGCGGCGCCGCCUCCCAAGGUGUUUUCGCUGCGCCCGCCCCCGGGGACGAUCCUCGGCCCACGACAGCUCCGGCGGACGCAGCCGCCCCGCAUCUCGCGCCCCAGGACACUGUUCUCUUUUUGCGGGGGAGGUGAGGCGUGCCUCGGGCGGAUCUGGACCUCGCAGAAAGCGUUCGGGGACGCUCGGCUGCAAAUCGUAGAGAGCAGAGUGCCACGCUGUCUUUUUGGUCCCCACGUGGGUAAGUUGGUGAUGGCGGCGCUGGCUGUGUCGGAGGCGGCGGAGCCCAGCGGCCGAAGCGGCCCUGGCAGAGGUCGAGUUCCUCGGGGCCGCUUGGCCAAUCAGAUCCCGCCUGAGAUUCUGAACAACCCCCAGCUGCAAGCAGCCAUCCAGGUACUGCCUUCUAACUACAACUUUGAGAUCCCCAAGACCAUCUGGAGGAUCCAGCAGGCCCAGGCCAAGAAGGUGGCCUUGCAAAUGCCCGAAGGCCUCCUCCUUUUCGCCUGCACCGUUGUGGAUAUCUUGGAAAGGUUCACAGAGGCCGAAGUGAUGGUGAUGGGUGACGUGACCUAUGGGGCUUGCUGUGUGGAUGACUUUACUGCGAGAGCCCUGGGAGCGGACUUCCUGGUGCACUAUGGCCACAGCUGCCUGGUUCCCAUGGACACCUCAGCCCAAGACUUCCGGGUGCUGUAUGUGUUUGUGGACAUCCGGAUAGAUACCACCCACCUGCUGGACUCUAUCCGCCUCACCUUUCCCCCAGCCAGUGCCCUUGCCCUGGUCAGCACCAUUCAGUUUGUGUCAACCUUGCAGGCAGCUGCCCAGGAGCUGAAAGCUGAGUACCGUGUGAGUGUCCCACAGUGCAAGCCCCUGUCCCCUGGGGAGAUUCUGGGCUGCACAUCCCCCCGACUACCCGAAGAGGUGGAGGCUAUUGUGUAUCUUGGAGAUGGCCGCUUCCAUCUGGAGUCUGUCAUGAUUGCCAACCCCAAUGUCCCUGCUUACCGGUACGACCCAUACAGCAAAGUCCUGUCCAGAGAGCACUAUGACCACCAGCAUAUGCAGGCCACCCGCCAGGAAGCCAUAGCUACUGCCCGCUCGGCUAAAUCCUGGGGCCUCAUCCUGGGCACCUUGGGCCGCCAGGGUAGCCCCAAGAUCCUGGAGCACCUGGAAUCUCGGCUUCAGGCUUUGGGACUUCCCUUCCUGAGACUGCUGCUCUCAGAGAUCUUCCCCAGCAAGCUUAGCCUACUUCCUCAGGUGGAUGUGUGGGUGCAGGUGGCAUGUCCACGGCUCUCUAUUGACUGGGGCACAGCCUUCCCCAAGCCGCUGCUGACACCCUAUGAGGCAGCUGUGGCCCUGAGGGACAUUUCCUGGCAGCAGCCCUACCCCAUGGACUUCUACGCCGGCAGCUCCUUGGGGCCGUGGACAGUGAACCAUGGGCAGGAGCGGCCCCGCAAGACUCUGGGCCCGCCUGCCCUGGGGAAGGUGCAGGAAAGGUCCACGUGCCCCUCUCCAGCCGCGAGUUGUGAAGAUUGCAGUUGCAGAGACGAGAAGGUGGCGCCGCUCGCUCCUUGAGACGCUCCACGGGCCCAGGGCCCUGCCCUCCGGAGGAGCAGCCCCGAGGCUGGUGGUUCUCGGAGGAGGGAGCCGUUUUCUCCGC
Messenger RNA from Trichechus manatus latirostris (Florida manatee), 2179 nucleotides. It is a transcript of the gene DPH1, whose product is annotated as diphthamide biosynthesis 1. Gene Ontology annotation, molecular function: 2-(3-amino-3-carboxypropyl)histidine synthase activity. The transcript has 16 exons. Gene Ontology annotation, biological process: protein histidyl modification to diphthamide. The coding region runs from base 1 to 2094 and encodes 697 amino acids. Lineage: Eukaryota; Metazoa; Chordata; Mammalia; Sirenia; Trichechidae. The record is from RefSeq and is a predicted model, not a curated record.